This is a messenger RNA of Micropterus dolomieu (smallmouth bass), 849 nucleotides long. RefSeq names its product lon protease homolog, mitochondrial-like. Gene Ontology annotation, cellular component: mitochondrial matrix. NCBI's taxonomy places the organism in Eukaryota, Metazoa, Chordata, Actinopteri, Centrarchiformes, Centrarchidae. The transcript is spliced from 2 exons. Gene Ontology annotation, molecular function: serine-type endopeptidase activity; ATP binding; ATP-dependent peptidase activity. The coding region runs from base 520 to 834 and encodes 104 amino acids. Gene Ontology annotation, biological process: mitochondrion organization; chaperone-mediated protein complex assembly; protein catabolic process. The record is from RefSeq and is a predicted model, not a curated record.
GACUAGAGCAUUUACAUUUACCCUCCCUCAUUACACAAAUACACAUCACUUAAUAUGCUUAAAUCCAAUAAGAAUUCAACUUUUACACAGCUGGCAGUUGGGAAAGAUGCUUGAAAAAAUGCCCAUUGUCAAAAUACUUGCUUAAUAAUUGUGCACACAGUGUAGCGAUGUGCCAGCAAAUGGUAGUGUGAAAGAAGACUCUUAGCUAGCAAGAUCUAAAAUAUCUCAAUGUUUUAUGAGGUAGGAAAUGCACUCUGCAGGUUUGCCAGACCAGUGUGUACGCACUGAAUGCAAACAACUUGAAUUAAUGGAAAAAGAACAUUGUUGAGAAGAAAACUCCACAGGGAUGCUUUAUGGUAAUCUGUAUAGCUAAUCUUGAUAUUUUAUAUGCACUGGUAGUUCUGUUAACACUUUUCACACUGAGGAUACUACAAUCAUUUUUUACAUUACAAAAAACCUAAACAAACAACAACUGUGUGUUGCAGUGUAACCCGUAACUACCUGGACUGGCUGACUAGCAUGCCCUGGGGUACCAACAGUGAAGAGAACUUAUUAUUGGAGAGAGCCAAAGAUGUUCUGGAAGAGGACCAUUACGGGAUGGAUGAUGUUAAGAAACGCAUAUUGGAAUUCAUAGCGGUGAGCCAGCUGCGUGGUUCCACCCAGGGGAAGAUCUUGUGUUUCUACGGUCCUCCAGGUGUAGGAAAGACCUCCAUCGCCCGCUCCAUAGCCAGAGCCCUCAACAGACAAUACUUCAGGUUCAGCGUGGGAGGCAUGACUGAUGUGGCUGAGAUUAAAGGACACAGGUCUGGAAGUUUAUUCUGCCAAUUUUACUGAGUAACUGGGACAGUA